Molecule: messenger RNA, 825 nt
Organism: Guillardia theta CCMP2712
Lineage: Eukaryota; Cryptophyceae; Pyrenomonadales; Geminigeraceae
Exons: 1
Biological process (GO): protein dephosphorylation; cilium assembly; microtubule cytoskeleton organization
Cellular component (GO): mitotic spindle; kinociliary basal body; centrosome
Molecular function (GO): protein tyrosine phosphatase activity; protein tyrosine/serine/threonine phosphatase activity; protein serine/threonine phosphatase activity
Source: RefSeq, a predicted model, not a curated record
UACGUUCCUUACUGUGACGAUUUUGGACCUGUGAACCUUGCGGCUGUGUAUGAGUUCUGCAAGUACAUGCAAGAGAAACUUCAGGAUCCUCGACUUGCGAAUCGACAACUUGUUUAUUACGCAGAAAGAGAUGUUGCUUUACGAACCAACGCUGCCUUUUUGCUUGGAACCUAUUUGAUUGUAGUCGAACAGUGGACCCCAGAGGAAGCGGCUUUGGCGUUUGCUUCGAUGGGGAAAAGGCUCUUCGUUCCGUUCCGAGACGCUACCUACCAGCCGCCGACCUUUCAUCUGUCUCUGCUCGAUUGCCUACGAGGUCUGAAGGCUGCGAUGACUGCUGGUCUCUUCGACUACGAAUCCUUCGACGUGAAUCGCUACCUCUUCCUGGACAAUCCAGCUCAGUACGACCUGCAUCAACCGUGCCCGAAAUUCAUCGCCUUUCGUGGGCCCGACAGCCAGGAUGCUCGGAUGCUUCGUCCUGAAGCUUACAGCCAGAUCUUUCAUACGCUCAAAGUCUCUGCUGUGGUGAGGCUUAACGAGGCCUCGACGUAUGAUGCGGAAGAAUUCAAGAAGAAUGGGAUUCGCCAUUACGACAUGGAAUUCGAGGACUGCACGACUCCGCCUGCCAAGCUCGUUGACCGCUUCUUGUCCCUCUGCACCUCAGAAAAGGGAGUGGUGGCUGUGCACUGCAAGGCAGGGUUGGGCAGGACGGGAACUCUCAUCGCCCUGUGGAUGAUGCGCAAGUACCAGUGGACCGCCAGGGACUGCAUCGCCUGGCUCCGUAUUGUGAGGCCAGGCAGCAUCAUCGGCGUCCAGCAGCAGUACCUG